Mytilus trossulus (common blue mussel) is the source of this 2570-nucleotide messenger RNA. RefSeq lists its product as uncharacterized. The record is from RefSeq and is a predicted model, not a curated record. NCBI's taxonomy places the organism in Eukaryota, Metazoa, Mollusca, Bivalvia, Mytilida, Mytilidae. Bases 257 to 1285 code for a protein of 342 amino acids. The transcript is spliced from 6 exons.
AUCAUAAGAUAUGCAAUUUGCUCCUACUUGUAUCGUACACUUAUAUAUACCUGAUCAUACAUGACUUUGUAUGUACCGUGGUGUACCCUGUUUCAUUGAUAACUUAUGUGCCUGGUAUUGAAGUGCCACUGUGGAUCGAAGAACCAAUUAGAAGUCAAGGAAUAUGAAAAACCUGAUUUUACAAGGAAAUUCAAAAGGUUGAGCAGAUAAGAAAGCUGUACAGAAAACUGUUAAAGAUUGAAAAAAGACAUUGUUAAUGGGUGACGAAUGCGUGAUACCGGUAAUUGCUGUCUUAUUUUUAUCAGGAGGAAUAUUGAUUUCAAAUUGGAUUAAUGCGCCACAUGAAAUUAAAGAAGACCAGACUGAUAACAGUGAAGAUAUGUUAAUCAUGAGACAAGAACUCCAACAAUGUAAAGCUAGCAUGACACAGAUGGCGCAAGAUUUCAUUAGCUUACAGGACAAUUUCACACAAAUACAAGAAAAGGUCGGAAACUUAUCGAAGGUUUUGAAUGUUUCUGUUGAAAGUGCUAGAGAUAAUUUCCUCCAUUUGAAAAGAGACAUGAAGAUCUUGAAUGGAAUGCAAGACAUCCAAGAGCACAGAUAUAUAACAUAUUCUGAAACAGUCGUUCUUCUCCUGGCGGUGUUGACCAUAUGGACAUUGAUACUUUUUCUGAUAGCAUAUAAGUUUUUUCCAUUGAGAAAUGGUUUUAAUGGUAGUCAAGGAAGCAAUCAUGAUGAUCCUCACGAUACAAACGAAAGUCUGUGUGCACAGGUUCCAGUUCAAGCUCCGAUUAAGCAAAAAAGAUGGACUAGUGAGUUGGAAGAAUCUAUUUGUAUUCUUAGUUUCCAUGAAGAAACACAGGAUUUACAUCAUAGAAUAAUCACAUCAGUAUUUCAGGAGGAAGAAGUUGAAAUAAAGCCAUUCCUACUGGAAACAACUGAUCCAGAUGUAUUAGAUAUACCUAGAUGUCAAUUCAUCUUUGUGUUUGUUGAUUUUAAUGAGACCAAUGUUAUUCUUGAAAACCCAGGUGCUAAGAGAUCAGAUACUGUCCAGGCAUGUAUGGAUAUGAGAGCUGAUGUGUUUGUUAUAUAUACAAGAGAUAGAGGUUCUAGUUAUUUAGGAGAUGGCAUCCUGUACAAUAAGGACUUGUUAGCCUUUACAGGACAUUUUCUAUUGAAAGAACUCACGGCUAAAAAUAGAGGACUUAGUGUAAAUGUUACAUUUACACCAUACCAGAAAAGUCACAUCAGGAAAAUUGUACUGGAUAAAUUCUCUCUUUUAUAAUAAAAACCUCUUGAAAGCCAAUUGACAAAAAUGACUACUUAUAGUACUGUUAUAACUUUUGGCUUUUUGUAUAAAUGACGAAGCAAGAGGGUAUGGGGAUAUUUACACAUAACGAUAUAGGUGCUAUAGUUUUGUUACAGAUAUACAAAUUAUCAACAUUCAUAAGUUGAGGAUUUUGCCAAAUAAACACAUGGCUAUAAAUAGUAAAUGGCUAUACUGAUGUAACAAUUAGAUGACUAUACGGUAGAAUUGUGUAUCUUAACCCAUAAACAUUAUACCUGGGUUAUGGAUUGGUGUUAUUACUUUAACUGGAAUGUGCUUUUUUUUUUAAAGAUCACUGAUGAUGCUUUCUUUAUUUUAUUGUUAAUGUUGUGAUGAAAAAAUAGAAAAUGAGCUUAGUUUACAAAUACUCAAGACCAUAACUGAUAGCUAUUACAGUAAUGAAGUUUGCUACUAAAUAAUAAAAAAAAAUCAUAAUACACACAAAAGAAUGAAGUGUUAUACCAAAGUGGUAUGUAUAGUGCUAAAGAUAUAGUUAUUGCUAUAUUUAUAUAUUUACUCUAAUCAAAUAUUAUAAAAUAAUAAUAUUAGCUGCUUUCUUAUUGUCUUCAUUUUGCCAUUUGAUAUUUGAUAUUUUUGCGGAGUUUAUACUAAAAGCUCUUAUUAAGAAAAAAUGAUAAAAGUCAUUAUGAUAUAUCAUUAAUAUAUAUAAGUAUUUUCGAACAUUUUUUUGCUUCAAUCGUAUUUCAAAUCAUUGCCGUCAACAUGGUGGAUACAACCUUUGCAUAGGUUAUAUUUUAGUAAUAUGUCAGCUUUAACUGACCCGUUCUUGCCAUUUAUUAGCUUUGGAAAUCUUGAGCUUAUUAUUAGACCAUUUCUUGCCUCAAGUCCCUUUUUAUUGUUACAGUAGCUGAUUAAAUAUUAAUCUUAUAUUUGACAAUUUUUUGCCUCAAGUCAAUCUUUUCUUGUUCCAUCAGCUUAUGAAACUUUAUGCAUAUGGUAGACUAUUUGUUGCCACAAGUCCCUCAUUUUUGUUUCAUUAAGUAAUGAGAUUUAAGGCUUAUGUUUGGCCAUUUUUUGUCUUCAUUUUAAUUUUGUUUUGUUUCAUAAGCUGCUGAAAUUGUAAGCUUAUGAUUAGACCAUUUCUUGCCUAAAGCUGCUCGUUUUUGUUUGAUUAGUUGAUGAAAUUUUAAGCUUAUAUAUGCAAGACUUUUUCUUUCCUGAAGUCCCUCAUUAACUGUUUUGAAGAGAUACAACUUUACAAAUAAAUUAUUUAGUUGCUUCA